This is a messenger RNA of Mycotypha africana, 723 nucleotides long. RefSeq names its product transcription factor TFIID-domain-containing protein. The record is from RefSeq and is a predicted model, not a curated record. The transcript is spliced from 4 exons. The coding region runs from base 1 to 723 and encodes 240 amino acids. Gene Ontology annotation, molecular function: DNA binding; RNA polymerase II general transcription initiation factor activity. NCBI's taxonomy places the organism in Eukaryota, Fungi, Mucoromycota, Mucoromycetes, Mucorales, Mycotyphaceae. Gene Ontology annotation, biological process: DNA-templated transcription initiation.
AUGUCUGGAUUCAACAUUGCAACUCCUUCCAUGACCACGCCUGCUACUAUGCAGACGCCUGCUAUGCAGACACCUUCUGUACCUACACCACACCCUAAUGUCACUACGCCUUUUGCUGUACCAACAACGCCCGCACCCUUAGAUACACCCACUCCCAGUAACAGAGAUCCUAAUUCUGUAGCUGGCAUUACACCUACCUUACAAAAUAUCGUUGCUACUGUCAACUUGGAUUGCCGUUUGGAUCUAAAGACAAUUGCUUUGCACGCUCGUAAUGCUGAAUAUAAUCCCAAGCGUUUUGCAGCUGUUAUCAUGCGUAUCCGUGAUCCAAAGACCACUGCUUUGAUUUUCGCUUCUGGUAAAAUGGUGGUUACUGGUGCUAAAAGUGAGGAUGAUUCAAAACUCGCUGCACGUAAAUACGCUCGUAUUAUUCAAAAGUUGGGAUUCCAAGCGAAAUUUACGGAUUUCAAGAUUCAAAACAUUGUUGGUUCUUGCGAUGUCAAAUUCCCUAUUCGUCUUGAAGGUUUAGCCUACUCUCACGGUCAUUUCAGUUCGUAUGAACCUGAAUUGUUCCCUGGCCUCAUCUACCGUAUGGUCAAGCCCAAGAUUGUUUUAUUGAUUUUCGUUUCUGGCAAAAUCGUAUUGACAGGCGCUAAAGUUCGUGAGGAAAUUUACCAAGCAUUCCAAGCUAUAUAUCCCGUACUCACUGAAUUUAGAAAGCCCUAA